AUGAGGAAAGCGCAGCACACUUCGAAAUUCUGGGUGGAACUCCAACAGCUCGAACGAAAUCAUCUUCGUUUCAGGUAUAAUCCAACGAUGGAUCGAUUAGGCCGAAUCAUAACACGGCAGAAUUCCUGCAUCCCGAUAUGGAUUCCCGAUAUCCUUCUUGGCUCGCCAUGUGAGCAAGCAAGUUUUUCUAAAUUUUCCACCCCGUAUUUCUCACCUCAGUGCAAUCCCAAAAGGAUCAACAAGAUGAGCUCAGAGCACGUCGUCAAUGACGCCGAAAGCAAGGCCGACCUUUUCAUGAAUGCGGCUUUCGUUGAGGAAACGGAUCUUUUUUUAUUCCUCCUAGGGCAUCCACUCCCGCUCUUGGACAAGAAAGGUUCAAAUGGAAAAUGCAAAGGCGUUUACUCGUUGAGAGGACCAGAGUUGGUAUUUCGGAGAGGAGGUUGGGAGUCGUGCGCAGCGCUGAGUGCUGGCUUUUCCUGGCUUUCGUAUUCCAUUUCAUACAUCAAUCAUCAUCUCGAGCGGGGUGCCCUUUCCAAGCAAACCCAUGAAUUGGAAAGGGUCCAAAAUCUGCACAAUGGGCGAAUGGCGAAUCCCUCCAUCGCGGGGAUGGAUUACUUGGAGUAUCUUAUCCAACCCUCAUUUCACGCCGGCGCGCAUCGUCCGGGUAUCCGCGCGGAGCAUGUUUGGAUGGAUGCGAAGACCGUGCAAGAACACGACCUGAGUUGCUUCCGGGAUGCCUUUUGGGUGCCCUGUCAUCGUUCGCAACUCCUAGACCCGUAUCAGGAGCUGAAAAUGGUGCCUUUCGCGCCGAGAAACUCCAUAAAGCAACGAUAUUCUCCGCUUGCUGGCAGAUGCUACGUCAAUACGGAUCAGUUGGAGAUGGAUCCUGCCCUGUUAGAACUUAUCCACCAUGCAGAGCAGGAGCAUGCCGUCCGGCAAUUGUAG
This is a messenger RNA of Phytomonas sp. EM1, 945 nucleotides long. The record is from the annotation of a GenBank genome assembly. Lineage: Eukaryota; Euglenozoa; Kinetoplastea; Trypanosomatida; Trypanosomatidae.